Alternaria ethzedia is the source of this 4035-nucleotide messenger RNA. RefSeq lists its product as uncharacterized. Bases 1 to 4035 code for a protein of 1344 amino acids. The record is from RefSeq and is a predicted model, not a curated record. Gene Ontology annotation, molecular function: adenosine deaminase activity. Gene Ontology annotation, biological process: adenosine catabolic process; inosine biosynthetic process. The transcript has 10 exons. Lineage: Eukaryota; Fungi; Ascomycota; Dothideomycetes; Pleosporales; Pleosporaceae.
AUGGCUGCACUCCCCAUCGCGACUGCACACGACCUGCCCGUCGACGCUGCCUUCACCAAGGGCCUGCCCAAGAUUGAGGUACUGCUCCAGCCUCCUCGGUCCCUAGUCAUCGCGCCAAGGACGCUCAGACUUCCGUUCGCUGCUGCUAAUGACGCGACUCAGCUUCAUGCCCACUUAACCGGCAGCAUCAGUCGCGACUGCCUGCACGCCAUAUGGGAGACAAAGAAAGCACGGCAUCCUGACUUCGACCUCGAGGAUCCCUGGCUUGCUAUACCCGCGGGCAAGGUCGACUACGAUAUCAAAACGUUCUUCCCGCUGUUUUCGUCAUACAUCUAUCGCCUUUGCAGUGAUUUGCCGAGCAUUCAGUACUCCACCAGGGCUGUGUUGCAAGACUUCCAGGAUGAUGGGGUGGUAUACGUUGAGCUUCGAACGACCCCGAGAGCGAUCCUUGGAGAGGGCGUAACCAAGGAUGAUUACGUGAAGACCGUUUUGGACAUACUCAAUGCCCAUAACGACGAUGCUAACAACACCAUGCGAGCUUUCCUCAUACUGUCAAUCGACCGUCGCAACAACAUCGCAGACGCGGAAGAAGUCGUCGAUCUUGCCAUCAAGUAUCAGUCCGCCGGCGUUGUUGGUGUCGACCUAUGCGGCGACCCAGCGAAAGGUGACAUUCGCAUCUUCGGCGAUAGCUUCGCUCGGGCAAAGGCUGCCGGACUGAAGAUCACGCUGCACUUUGCCGAGAGCGAAAAUUCUUCCUCGGAUUUGGAGUUGCAAAUACUCCUGUCAUGGCAACCUGACAGACUGGGCCAUGUCAUACAUGUCAAAGAUGAGUUUAAGAAGACCAUCGAAGAGCACGGAAUCGGCGUCGAGCUGUGCCUCAGCUGUAACGUGCAUGCUAAGAUGAUCACGGGCACUUACUCGGACCACCACUUUGGAGUGUGGCGACACAGCAGUGUUCCCGUCGCUCUGAGCGCUUCCAUCUUUCACGCCGGCAAGGACGUUCGCAGCUCCAGCAUGGCUAUCGUCCCACUGAACAGCGUAGUCUUCACGCUCUUCUUGAUCCUUUCUCUAAUCGCCGGGACUGCUGCUCAAAGCUCGGCUCAGGCUGGUACCGACACCUCACCAAGCGCAUCACAGGCUUCUGUGCAGGCUUCCUUUCAGGCUUUGCAGGCUGCCUCUCAGACUUCACUGGUUACAUCUCAGACCUCUCAGGCUACUUCCCAGCCUUCUCAGGUCGCCUCUCAGACCACUCAAGCUAUCUCUCAGGCCGCGUCGCCAAGCACUACUCCGACCAAUUCACAAGCUGCCUCCGCGGCGCCCAUUGUAGUCCCCGACGUCGACGCGGACAAGAAUUUCGUGAUCGGCAAUACUUGUGACCCCGAUCAAAAGAACAUCAUCAAAACCGCCUUUGUUGGGACUGGCACGUUAGCCUUCUAUGGAAUGCUGGAUUGGUCAAAUGCCAAUCUUGGACAAGACCUACCCUUCGUGGAGAAUCUUGGUACCAGCGCUAUUCCGAAUGCUAGCACAGUCGAGAGCGUAUUUAAGGACUAUUCAAGCGCAACCGUGAGUGCUGCUUGGAAGAUCAAUGCGGUUUGCGACAUCAAGAACGAGACAGCGGCAUGUCAAAGUAAACACGUGUAUGGCGGCAUAGGCAGCGAAGGCCCCCGGGUGGACCUCAAACCUAAUCUCUACUUUUGUUGGGAGUACUUCCGAUUCCCUCCUCUGAACGAGGCAGUACAGAUGGGCCUGAGCGAUUCAGUCGACUGGACGCGCCGUUUCAAUAUGGGCUCUUAUCAUGAGAACCAAGCUUCCGCACUCUUGCGAGCUUUGCUCUACUAUCUCCCACAACGAGAGGGCUGGAACCGGCAUAUCUCCAACCUGUGGGUGUACAUGCGAUAUGCGGGUGGGGCGAGCAAAUGGACAGCUUGCUAUGGCGUAUACUGCAUUAAGCUCCUAGCUCAGUUGGCUGACACCGAUAACUAUGCUCUUUUUGCGUUGCAGAAGUACGUUUCUCGUCAACUUGGGGAAUCUAACAGUCUUGGAGCAUCCAACUUUCCAUGGCUUCCUCGUCUCGAAGAUGGUCCAAAUCCCAUCAUUCGGCCUCUUCUUUUGGGAGAUAUCCAGACCUUCCAUGCGACUCCGGAAUUUAGCGCAGAGAGUGAUUCCCAGUGGUAUUACGACGUCGAGCGAUACCAGAAGACAGACAUUUUGGACUUCAAGGAUCAACUUCCAAAAGGAUCUCAGGCUGAUCUAGAGAAUGCGCCCUGGUCCUUUGGCGCCACCACAUCCGGUUUUAAAGUACUUCGUGACAAGUUCCUGAAGGUGUUCAACGAAGCAAAACAGAACGGCAUGUCCAACCUGGGUGCAUCAAAAGAAUACACAUGCUAUCGCGAAGAUAAAGCCGCGUUCCCGGACGCCAUAGCCUUUACAUUUGACGAAGUUCAGAGUGAAUUGGACAACUUUUGCAAGAACAAAGUCAACGACUACAUGCUCGCUGGCAAGCCUCUACAUCCGCGCAUCUUCCAAAUCGAUAAGGAAGUCGAGUUGUAUACACCACUACCGGAUGGUACAAAGGAUCUGGUUUACUAUGUCUCCCCAAGCCCUGAUAGCUUCAUGACAGGGAAGAAUUUAUCUGUAUAUUUCGAAGGAAUACAAUCCGACGAGAAAGCUUCGCAUUGCAUAGCAACAUACAACGACCUCAUUACACAUUGUGAUGGAGGAGACAGUGACGACAAAUAUGGUGGCUAUCUCAAAAUUAACGACAUGAUCUUCGCCGUAGGCGCUAUGACGCAUCCAUCAGCCCACUGGGACAUACCACGGACCUUGGAAUCUAAAUGCACGGAUUACAAUGCCACCAGUGCAUGGCGGAUCGCACCCUUCAUCGAUAUCAACGAUAGCGAACGUACGGGGCGGCUCUCGGACAACUAUGCUCUUUUUGCCCUAUCCAACUAUGUAUCGCAGGCUAUCGGCGGUACGGUUCCUUACUUCCCUAGAAUUGAUGAUGAUCCAUCUUUCGGCAAAAUGGUCGUUCCUUUCAAUAACGAAGAAUCUGCCCAAAUCCAAGUAAAAGGCUGGUUCCACUGGCGCGGACUUUCCCAGCCGAACUACGACAUUUCUCUACUACAACCGGAUAAAACUGAAUUCGAUAUUGGGACUGAGCUUGACGAAGAACGAAAGGCCGAUAUACUAAGCGCCCCGUAUUACAGAAAACUCCCAGACGAGUCCGUAAGGGGCAAGGAGGACUCAUGGAUCGGUACCUUUGUAGACGCCCACAAAGACCAGCUACUCAAUACGGAUGCAACGUCCGACCGUACUUGCUUCGGUGAAGGCCAUGACCAGUACCCAAAUGCGAAAGAAUUCGACGGAGAGGAGGCAGUUGGCUUUGCCCAACAGUUCUGCGAAGACAUCAUCAAGCACUGGGACAAGACGACCCCAAUUCCACCAUCUGUGCGCGAUACCUCGGACUUCCGUAACGCAAGUAGGGCGUACAAACUCACAAAAACAAACGCCGACUCACAUGUUGGAUUCUUUGCGGUCGCUGAUCCUGCGUUGUUCAUACAAGCUCGAACCACUUGGCACUUUUUUGAAGGAGCGACAGACGACGACAAAGUCGACCACUGUCGCUUGACUUACAAGGAUAUCAUACGCAAUUGCGAUGCCGACGCCACCAAAAGACGUGGUGGCGUGCUCAAGCUCAACGACCGCCUCUACGGCGUCUACGUCACACCGGAUGAGCGAGAGGACAAACUUCCCUGGCUCACAGAUUACACUGCUCUCGGUGAUCUCAAGUGUGCGAAUUACAAUGACACAAGCAACUGGCAUAUACAAACAUCCAUCGAAGGUACAUCAAAGACAGAGUCGCCUGUUGACAUCACCGAGAGGGAAAAAUUGAGUAACAUUUGCUCAUGCUGGUACUCUGCUUUUCCGUUCACCUUCGAUCUGUUUUGCAAAGGUUCCGCAUCAAAGUGUGAGGAUUUGGCGGCCGACGACAAGAGGAAAGCGGCGCUUUGGGACGAUUUUGCAUGCGCAUUGUAG